UCCAGCAGUGAGCAGCUCCACAGCGCACUGAACCGUCAAAAACCCGAAGGAACUCUUACGGCCGAAAGGAAUAAUACUUAUUGUCCAAUUGUUUUCAGCCAUCCGAAAAGUGCAGCAGAAAGGCGUAAAAGAAAUACCGGCAGCUCAGGUGAUUACAACUCAUAAAGAAGAACAUUACGGCUCCUGGGAACUCAAACGGAUUCGCGCGUCUACAAACAUUUGGAAAGACGAAAAAACUAAUAAUUACGUUCUGACUGCUUUCUGUCUCAAUGAUUCUUACAAGUGGAAUCAAACUUUGUGGUGGACAGUAAACAUAAGGGUCAGAGAUUUUGUCAUCUGUGUUUGGAAGCAGAGAGAUCAUGCUGUCAGAUGAACUGUGGUCAGCACACAUCCUUGUGGUGCUGGUGAUGUGGACCUUGGGUUCCCAGUCUGACCCACUCUCUGCCCCACGCGUCUUCCUGUCCUUCAAAGAGCUGAAGGCGACUGGCACCGCACACCAUUUCUCCUUCCUGCUCAACACCACCGACUAUCGCAUCCUGCGCAUGGACGAGGACCAUGACCGUAUGUAUGUUGGCAGCAAAGACUACAUCCUCUCGCUGGACCUCCAUGACAUCAACAAGGAGCCACUCAUAAUCCACUGGCCUGUUCCCGCACAGAGAAAAACUGAAUGUAUUUUAUCUGGAAAAGACAUUAAUGGAGAAUGUGGUAACUUCAUCCGUCUGAUCGAGCCGUGGAACCGAACCCACCUUUAUGUGUGUGGAACCGGGGCCUACAAUCCUGUCUGCACCUAUGUAAACCGAGGACGCCGAGCACAGGCCGCUCUACACCUGCAGAUGCCCCAGGCAGGAGGGAGGGCGAGUCGGGCAGCAGACCUCACCACCACGGCAGAGCCAGUGGAGCCGAAGGAAUAUAUAUUUCGUUUGGAACCAGACACACUGGAUUCUGGAAAAGGGAAAUGUCCCUAUGACCCAAAGCUCAACAGCGUGUCUGCUUUAAUCAAUGGGGAGCUCUAUGCCGGAGUCUACAUUGACUUCAUGGGAACAGACUCUGCUAUUUUUCGAACUCUGGGCAAGCAAACAGCCAUGAGGACCGACCAGUACAACUCCAGAUGGUUAAAUGAGCCCUCAUUCGUCCAUGCACAUCUCAUCCCUGACAGCGCUGAAAAGAAUGAUGACAAGCUUUACUUCUUCUUUCGCGAGAAGGCCUCUGAGAUGGGGCAGAGCCCAGUAAGCCAGUCCCGUAUCGGAAGGAUCUGCUUGAACGAUGACGGCGGCCACUGCUGCUUGGUGAACAAGUGGAGCACCUUCCUGAAAGCACGGCUCGUUUGCUCUGUGCCAGCAGCGGACGGAAUCGAAACCCACUUCGACGAACUCCGUGAUGUUUAUAUACAGCAGACACAGGACACAAAGAAUCCUGCCAUCUAUGGAGUCUUCUCAGUAUCAGGGUCCGUGUUCAAAGGCUCGGCAGUGUGCGUCUACUCAAUGGCCGACAUCCGCAUGGUCUUCAAUGGGCCCUUUGCUCACAAAGAGGGACCCCACUACCAGUGGGUGGCCUAUGCUGGGAAAAUACCUUACCCAAGGCCAGGAACGUGUCCUGGAGGGACCUUCACUCCCAAUAUGAAGUCCACCAAGGAUUAUCCAGAUGAAGUCAUCAACUUCAUGCGCAACCACCCGACAAUGUACAAUGCUGUGUACCCUGUGCACAAGCGCCCUCUGGUGGUGAGGACCAACGUGGACUAUGAGUUCACUACCAUCACAGUGGACCAAGUGACAGCUGCGGAUGGGACAUAUGAAGUUCUCUUCCUUGGAACCGAUCGAGGAACUGUUCAGAAGGUGAUCGUUCUGCCGAGAGAUGACCUGAGAACUGAGGAGCUAGUCCUUGAGGAAGUGGAGGUGUUCAAGGUCCCCACUCCAAUCACAACAAUGAAAAUUUCUUCAAAAAGACAACAGCUGUACGUGGGUUCAGAGUCGGGAGUGACUCACCUGGCCCUUCAUCGCUGUGAUGUGUAUGGAGAGGCAUGCGCUGACUGCUGCCUUGCCCGCGAUCCCUACUGCGCCUGGGACGGCAAGUCCUGCACACGCUACUCUGCAUCUCAGAAGAGGCGAAGCCGAAGACAGGAUGUGAAGUAUGGAAACCCGAUUCGGCAGUGCAGAGGCUAUAACUCAAAUGCCAAUAAGAACACAAUGGAGACGGUGCAGUAUGGCGUCGAGGGGAGCAGUGCAUUCCUGGAAUGCCAGGCCAGGUCUCCCCAUGUGUCCAUCAAGUGGCACUUGCAGAAGGACAGCAGUGACAGGAAGAAAGAGAUGCGAUCAGAUGGACGGGUGCUGAAAACUGAUCAGGGCCUGCUGCUGCGAUCUCUGCAGCCUUCUGAUGCCGGACUUUACCAGUGUACUUCCACUGAGAAGAACUUCAAACACAUGCUGCUUAGGCUGCAGCUGGUGGUUCUGUCCAACCGGGCCGUUAACAACAUCCUGAUGGAGAAUGGUUGGCAGACGGCUGUAGUGCCUCCACUUCCCUCCAGCCCGUGGACACCCAGUGCGGGCCAGUACAAGGACCUCCUGACCAUCCUCAGCCAGCCCGAGAUGGGCCUCAUCAAUCAGUACUGCUUGGACUACUGGCAGCUGGGUAAUGUAGGCUUCAUGGACCCCAUGAUGAGUAGCAUCAAAGCAAAGGACCUGAAGGAGCUGAAGGAGCAGAAGAAGUCACGCAACCGCCGAAAUCACGGGGGACACCCGUGGGUCCAUGAGACAUGAAAAUGUCAAAAACGGUCCAUGACAAAGACUUGUACAGAUGAGGAAACUCCAGCGUUCAAAAGGAAAAGAAACCAACCUGAAGCAACCUGAAUCAAGCAAGCAGAAGUUCAUGUCAACAGUGAAAAAAAAAUGUUACACAGUAUUUAUUAUAGGUUGUACAUAGUAUGACUUUGUGGAUUUAUUUGUUAUAAAGUAGAAAAAGUACAAAAAGGCUCUUUUUGUAUAGGUACUGUUUCAGGAAAACUCUAAUAAUAAUAAUUAUAACAAUAAUAAUAAUAAUGAUGAUGAUGUUACUAUUGUUAUCCUGAAAUAUAAAAGAGCUGCAACCCACUUUAAAAGAUUUUCCGAAAAAUAACUGAAAAUAAUUAUUGACAAUUUUUGAAUAAUAAUUCAAAUGGGUUUCUAUUAAAAGAAACAGGAGUGAGUCAGACUGAGGCUGUAUAAGAUUUGGGUUUAGCUCGUGUUUGCAUGUUUCCGGGAGUUUCCGUAACUGACACUUUGCCCGAGCCCAGGUUCAAUUUGCAAUAAUAUUUUGCAUCGCGAGGGAGGAGCUCAGAAAAUCUGGGAUUUUGGGACGCAGGACCUGAGGGACUGAAGCGAAACUUGAUGUUUCAUCAUUUAGUCCAAACACCUGUGGACACUUCAGACAGCAGUGAUGUCGGCAUCUCUGCAUUGCCUAAGCACAGUAACUUAAAUUAACCAAACUGAACCAAAAGUGUAUCGUAAUAUAACCUGACAUAUAAGUUUGGUUUGACUAUUUUGUCUAUUUUUCUGAACUGGUUUUUAUCUGCCUUAGUGUCCACAGUUGUUACCUUCAUAUUUGUGAGCCCAACUGCUUCCAAACAAAUAGCAAUGGUUUCGUUUCUGUUGUGUGUGUAUAUUACUUCUCAAUAUUGUACCUGUGAGAGCAUAAUUUUUUUUAAUCAGAUCAGCUGCUGAAUAUGGCAACGAAACUACCAAUGCUGUGAAAUUGCAUGAUAUUUCUGAUGUGUCUUUAAAAACUGACUCGCACAUCUGUGGCAUCUACAUAGAAUAAUACAUUAAGAAACAGCCCAUUAAACAGGAGAGCUUCCUUUGUGACAAGGAAAAGCAGCACAAAGGUAUUACGUCGUCUGGUUUUGGGUAUAAGAGCAAGGGAGUAGAGAAUGUCUUUAAGAAUUUCAACAUAGGGAUAUGUCUGCAGAAGCAUAAAGCAGCAUAGUAAAAAUGUGACAUCACGUUAACAUCAAAUGCCAGUGGACUUCUGCCCAUACUUGUACAGGGUAAUAUUUUUAAAGUGUCCAUUUGUCCCAUUAGCUGAUAGCAGGACCCCAGCACCUGGUCUGCUAGAUCCAUGAACAUUUGGUGCUUAAGGUCUGUCUUAAACAUGUCGAUAUGAGUUAAAUUAACAGAGAUAAAGCAGUCCGUACUUUAUAGAAGCCUGUGCAAUAUUCUUCUCGCACGUCCAAUCUGGUGAAAUCUGAAUGUUGGCCUGUGCAAUGUGGUCAAGAUGCAGUGGCAGUCUGUUCAUAGGGUAAAUCCCCUUCCAGUGUAAAGGCUCGGGAAAUCCGUGGUUGACUUUCAACAUUGCAUGUCCAGUCGCACAAAAAGGUGAAUAGUAUAAAAAAGCACAAUUGGGCUGGAUUAAUGAGAGAUGGCACCGAUCGACUUGGCAACAUCGCUGAUGUGUGUCAUACUGUUCUGAAAGGAAGCAGUUCAAAUUUUCAUAGACACUUUGGUUCCACAUGUAGAACCUCAAUGUAUAUACACAUCCAGAACGUCUAACCUGAGUGUGACACAUACCAAAAUGUUGGGAAGCUGGCUUUUCAUUGUGUGCAUGAAAUGUACCUGUACUGUAUAUACAAGUGAAACAAAAAGCUAUAUUGCCGGGUUUUUUAGUUUUUUUUUCUUUGAUGUUCCUUAAAUAACAGAUAUUGAAUGUUUGUUAUUUUAUGUGAAUAAUGUCAAUACUUGGCCCUAGAGACUGGUACAAUGUGAGAAAGUCAUAUUCUAUGCCGUGGCUACAAUGGGCCCAAGUCUGUUUUUCAGUGUUUGGUAUCUUUAAUUUCCCCUGUUUUACAUCAUGGGAUAAAACAGAGGGCUACAAAGAAAAGAUGUACAAUUUCUUCGUAUUUUUACAACAUGCCUUUAGCUUUUUUUGGUAGGUGGUGUUGAUUUCUUAAGAAAGAGGGUGUAAAUGCUACAAACUCAAUUCACAGGUGUUGUAAUGAUGUCUAUGACUUUCUUUUCCCCUUUUCAUUGUUGAUGUUGCUAACUAAUAAAUGAAAGCUCUAUAUUUAUAAGAA
Brienomyrus brachyistius is the source of this 5038-nucleotide messenger RNA. RefSeq names its product semaphorin-3F-like. Gene Ontology annotation, molecular function: chemorepellent activity; semaphorin receptor binding. Bases 360 to 2753 code for a protein of 797 amino acids. Gene Ontology annotation, biological process: positive regulation of cell migration; neural crest cell migration; negative chemotaxis. Lineage: Eukaryota; Metazoa; Chordata; Actinopteri; Osteoglossiformes; Mormyridae. The record is from RefSeq and is a predicted model, not a curated record. The transcript has 19 exons.